AUGGCGGAGAAGUUUGACCACCUGGAGGAACAUCUGGAGAAGUUCGUGGAGAACAUCCGUCAGCUCGGCAUCAUCGUCAGCGACUUCCAGCCCAGCAGCCAGGCGGGGCUCAACCAGAAGCUGAAUUUUAUUGUGACUGGCUUACAGGAUAUUGACAAGUGUCGACAGCAGCUUCAUGAUAUUAGUGUUCCUUUAGAAGUUUUUGAGUAUAUUGAUCAAGGUCGUAAUCCCCAGCUGUACACCAAAGAGUGCCUGGAGAGAGCUCUAGCCAAAAAUGAACAAGUUAAAGGCAAAAUAGACACUAUGAAGAAAUUUAAAAGCCUGUUGAUUCAAGAGCUUUCUAAAGUUUUUCCAGAAGACAUGGCUAAGUACCGAAGUAUCCGAGGUGAAGAUCAUCCCCCCUCUUAAAUAUUUUGCUUUCAUUGUGUGUUUCUGAAGAAGCCUGUUUACAACUUUCCUUGACUUGUCAUGCCUUUUUGAAAUGUUUGAGGGUACAAUGCUUGAGGUCAAAGUGUUCUUGAAAUGUGG
Molecule: messenger RNA, 528 nt
Organism: Gracilinanus agilis (Agile Gracile Mouse Opossum)
Lineage: Eukaryota; Metazoa; Chordata; Mammalia; Didelphimorphia; Didelphidae
Gene: MED10
Product: mediator complex subunit 10
Exons: 4
Coding region: 1-408 (135 amino acids)
Biological process (GO): positive regulation of transcription by RNA polymerase II
Cellular component (GO): chromatin; mediator complex
Molecular function (GO): transcription coregulator activity
Source: RefSeq, a predicted model, not a curated record